CAGCUCCGCCCGCCUCGCUCGCGGCUCCGCAGCUGCUUCCCUCCUCGCCUCCCGCACUCCUCUCCGGCCGGGCCGAGCGCGCUCCCCGCCGCGGCGCAGGGAUGAAGGUGCUGGGACACAGGAUCGAACUGCUGACAGGGCUCCUGCUCCACGACGUGACCAUGGCCGGGCUGCAGGAGCUGCGAUUCCCGGAGGAGAAGCCGCUGCUCCGGGGCCAGGACGCCGCCGAGCUGGAGAACUCCGACACCUUCCUCUUGGCUACGGACACAGACUGGAAGGAACAUGACAUCGAGACACCGUACGGCCUGCUGCAUGUGGUGAUCCGGGGGUCCCCCAAAGGGAACCGCCCAGCUAUCCUCACCUACCAUGACGUGGGCCUCAAUCACAAGCUGUGCUUCAAUACCUUCUUCAACUUCGAGGACAUGCAGGAGAUCACCAAGCACUUUGUGGUGUGCCACGUGGAUGCCCCUGGUCAGCAGGUGGGGGCGUCACAGUUUCCCCAGGGGUACCAGUUCCCCUCCAUGGAGCAGCUGGCCGCCAUGCUCCCCAGUGUGGUGCAGCACUUUGGGUUCAAGUACGUGAUUGGCAUCGGAGUGGGAGCUGGGGCCUAUGUGCUGGCCAAGUUUGCGCUCAUCUUUCCCGACCUGGUGGAGGGGCUGGUGCUGAUGAACAUUGACCCCAAUGGCAAAGGCUGGAUUGACUGGGCGGCCACCAAGCUCUCUGGCCUGACCAGCACUUUACCUGAUACGGUGCUAACCCACCUCUUCAGCCAGGAGGAGCUGGUGAGCAACACAGAGCUGGUGCAGAGCUACCGGCAGCAGAUUGGGAACGUGGUGAACCAGGCCAACCUGCAGCUCUUCUGGAACAUGUACAACAGCCGCAGAGACCUGGACAUUAACAGGCCUGGAACAGUGCCCAAUGCCAAGACGCUCCGCUGCCCCGUGAUGCUGGUGGUGGGGGAUAAUGCACCUGCUGAGGAUGGGGUGGUGGAGUGCAACUCCAAACUGGACCCGACCACCACGACCUUCCUGAAGAUGGCAGAUUCCGGGGGGCUCCCCCAGGUCACACAGCCAGGGAAGCUGACUGAGGCCUUCAAAUACUUCCUGCAAGGCAUGGGCUACAGGCCCAGACGCUGUGCCACUCACCACAUGCUCCCCACUAUGACUGGAGACUCUCUAGGGCACCUCCACCUGAGUUUUGCAUACUUGAAGGACCGAAGGCUGAGUGGAGGAGCAGUGCCCUCGGCUAGCAUGACCCGCCUCGCCCGUUCCCGGACCGCGUCACUCACCAGUGCCAGUUCAGUGGAUGGCAGCCGCCCGCAGGCCUGCACCCACUCAGAAAGCAGCGAGGGCCUGGGCCAGGUCAAUCACACCAUGGAGGUGUCCUGUUGAAGCCCCUGGCCCAGCAGAGGCACGCAGCUGCCCCCCCACUCCCUCAUCCCCUGCAUCAAUGUCCCAUUGCCAUCCUUGCACCAGCUCAUUUCCCUUUUAGUUUAUUUUUGUGAAGGCCAAGGGGAGGAAAUGGGUUUACUUCUUUUUUUGUUAAAAAGAUGAGGGGAUUCAUCCUAGAUGCUGCAGAACAAUGUCCAGAUAGUUUGAGAGGCUCCUCCCCCCACCCCAGCUCACCUUGUUAACUUGGCUGACUUAGAUUCCCUCUUCCAACUCCCCACAGUCAGGGCAGGGUAGAGGGAGGAAGGGGAUUUGCUAAGGAGAGAGCUGGAGUCCUUCUCUGGGCAGGAUCCAGGAUAUCCUAGGUGGAAGAAAGCAUGGGAUGACCCCCUUGGGUGGACAGGUUUGAAGAUGCGGUGGGGUUUUGAAGUGGUGUGCUGGGACAGCAGGAGCACAGGGUCCAGCUCAGGUACUGAGGUGACAACCAGGAGACAACACUGGGGAGCAGUGGGAGGCAGGCACCCUGCAGUUCUGCAGGCCCCUUUCUCUCCAUCUCCCCACCAAGCACAUCUGUUUGUCUUUUUGCACAUAUGACAAUCAUCUGAACCAUAGCCACAAGGGGGUGCUCCUACCAGGCAGCAGUUUUCCUGGUGCUCUCUUGGCUGGCCUGGUGAUGUGGGCUAGGCAUGCAGGGACUAACAGUUUCUCUGCCCAAGGAAGACAGAACACAGAGGACCAUAAAGGCAGGAACCCCACAGACAGCCCAUACACUACACCACCUCCUGGCCUUGUCCGAUGUCUGUACUAAGGCCUUGAGGUAGAAAGUUGCCUGAUCCUCUGUUUCCAUUGGGACUGGAUUUGGGGGCUGAGCUUAAAUGCUGGGAGAGCCCAUCGGGGUUGGGCAGACCCAACCACUUCAUGGUGCCUGCCUUGGGGAAGCAGUAUGUGGCCAGAGGCCAUGGUGGCUGAUUCCCAAUUCCAUAGAGGACAACCUAAUCAACAGCAGCGUGUCCAAGGCCACCGGAAACAUGGCGGUGUUAGAGUUCUGGUCAAGCUAUGCCAAUAUUUUCUGUGGGUAUCACUAAGAAAGGAAGUUUACUUGGAAAGAACUGGUCUAAGGCAGACUUCUGCAGGCCCACAUCAUCGUCUCAGGACUGUCAGAGUGGCUUGGGCCUUGCUGGGUCCUGGGGUGGGAGGUGAAGGUUCCUAAAGUGAACAAGGGCCAGGCAGAGGAGAAAGGCUCUCCACACACCCUGGUCCCCUCCCCGUUCACGUGAAGCCUAGGACUGUGCCAUACACAUCCUACCCACCCACACAGGGAGAAUCUCCCAAUCUGAAAACUGGAGCUACUGGUCUCAGAGACUCAACUGCACAAAACGAAACGAGUAAAAGGGGAGAGAGAGCAAUGAAAACUGCAGGGCUGUGGAGGGGACAGUUGUGUGUGGGGUGCUCUGAGGCUGAGCGGACACCUGCAUCCACCUUUCCUUUGCACAUAUCACACCCUUCUAGAAUCUUAAGCCAUUACUAGACUGCUCUAGAGCCUGGUGGAGUGUUAGUCUGUGCCCAGUUCUAUUCAUUCACGUGCUUCCUUUGAAUAUCAAAUGUGACUGAAAAGCUGGUAGAAUUAAUCCCUCUUUACUGUAGAUAGCGCUGCAGACCUUGGAUUUUUUUUUCUGUGUUCUUUCAGAUAUAUCUAUAAAUAUCUAUACAUUAUAUAUAUAUAUAUAUAUGCGUGUGUGUAUGUGUGUGUGUGUAUGUAUAUUGGGUCUUCCUGCGUGUGGUUUUCCAUCAGAGGUGGUCUCUUUGGUCAAGUGAACUUCUACUGGAGUUUAUUAUUUUCCUCUCUGUAUAAAGUGAAGAACCUAACUUUGUGUAUUCUGGUGGCUGAUGUCAUGAAACUUUGAGAUGACAAACUGUAAAACAAAUAAAAACCCUUGUCAAAUAGUUAA
Molecule: messenger RNA, 3337 nt
Organism: Nyctereutes procyonoides (raccoon dog)
Lineage: Eukaryota; Metazoa; Chordata; Mammalia; Carnivora; Canidae
Gene: NDRG4
Product: NDRG family member 4
Exons: 18
Coding region: 102-1391 (429 amino acids)
Biological process (GO): positive regulation of ERK1 and ERK2 cascade; signal transduction; brain development
Cellular component (GO): cytoplasm
Source: RefSeq, a predicted model, not a curated record